GCUGAGCACUGUCUCGUGAUGGCGAAACACUUUCUCCGCCACAAUGGCUGCCCUACUCAUAACGACAUCGAGACCAAUCUUUUUCCAUUUUUGUCCCAGGAGUUUCUAGAGGGACGAACCAUCGUCCCAGCUUCUCUCUCUCUCUCUCUCUCUCCCUCUCCCAACAAUGACGCUUCCGACCCCAAACCCCUUCCUUUGACCGACGACAAAGUCCAUCACUCUCUCUCUCUCAGACACACACACAUAUUGAAAUGUAUUUAUAGCGGUAGUAUAUAUACGAUGUCUUCCGUGGAGUUACAGAAAACUUCGAAAACAGCUGACUAAACGGAAGAUAGAAAACUGGGCAAAAUGGAUUCAGGCGAGGUUAAGAAGGAAAACGGAGAAACCGUUGAGAAGAAGAAUGAGAAAAUUGCUAUUAGGAAGAGGAGGAGUUCGUUGAUUCCGAAGUUCGGAUGCUUCAGAUCGGACGACUACGAUGUUCCGACCGUCGAGAGACCGGACGGCCGCGGCAACCUCGUUAUGGAGUCGGUUUCGGCCGGAGAGAAUCGCUCCCCGACUCACCUCGUUAUUAUGGUUAACGGACUCAUUGGCAGUGCUCAGGAUUGGAGAUAUGCUGCAAAACAAUUGAUUAAGAGGUAUCCUCAAGACGUUAUUGUUCAUUGUAGUGAAACCAACUAUUCGACCUUGACAUUUCAUGGGGUUGAUGUAACUGGAAACAGGUUGGCAGAUGAGGUUAUAGCUGUUAUAGAGCGCCAUCCAUACGUUAAAAAGAUAUCUAUUGUAGGUCAUUCACUUGGCGGCCUGAUAGCAAGAUACGCUAUUGCUAAGCUAUAUGAUAGAGUGAUCACACACACAACUUCUCAACAAAUUGGAGAAUGUAAAAGUGAAGAAUCUAAAGAUUCAUUGCCAGAAGAGAAAUUUAAAGGCAAAAUUGCUGGACUGGAACCCAUGAAUUUUAUAACCUUUGCAACACCUCAUCUUGGUUCAAGGGGCCAUAAACAGGCCCCAGCAUUUUGUGGCAUUUACACCCUAGAGAAGGUAGUUUCUCGUGCAUCGUGGUUUUUUGGAAGAUCUGGGAACCAUUUAUUCUUAAGAGACGGUGGUAAAGAAAAACUUCCACUUCUAGUUCAGAUGGCGAACGAUAGUGAUGGUCUACCAUUCAUAUCUGCUUUACAGUCCUUCAGGCGUCGUGUCGCCUACGCUAAUGCACGUUUUGACCAUCUUGUUGGAUGGAGUACAUCAUCAUUGCGGCGUCAAAGUGAGCUUCCCAAGCGGAAAAGUCUUUCAAGAAGUGACAAAUACCCGCAUAUCAUAAAUGUGGAGGAGGCAAAAGCAGCAAACACUGGAGAAGAAAUGUCUUUAGAGGCCCAAGUCAAUAGAUGCAAGACCAUUAGCAUGGAAGAGGCAAUGAUCAGCGGUCUCACAAAAGUGAGCUGGGAAAGGGUUGACGUCGACUUCCGUGGAACUAAACAAAGGUUUUUAGCACACACUACUAUUCAGGUUAAAAGCUCCUGCAUGAAUUCUGAUGGAGCUGAUGUUAUACAACACAUGGUCGACAAUUUUCUCUUGUAGAAAUGAGUAUUCGCCAAAUUAAUCCACCAUUCUUUUUCCUUCUUUUCUUUCCUUAAAAGAGAAAUUGUAAAUGCAUGACCGCCGGCGCCCAUCCAUAUAGGGCUUCAGAGGCAAUGUUGAUGGUUGCCUCGGCGUCGUCAUUAGAUUAAUCAUAGUUACAUAGAUUUGUAAAAGUUCCAGGGGCAAUGGUUGUGUAAUUUUCCCUGUUGUAGAGAGUCAAAAUCAGAUCACAUAGGGGUGUUAAUUAGGGUUGAAAGUGCCAAGCUAGAGGUAUACGUAAAGUGUAAAAUCAAGCUGCAAAAUGCUUGUUAACUGUUGUGUUAAUGUUUGCCUAUGUUCUCUUUUCCUGAAGGAAAAUGAUUUUUUCAACCCCA
Messenger RNA from Rhododendron vialii, 1946 nucleotides. RefSeq lists its product as uncharacterized. NCBI's taxonomy places the organism in Eukaryota, Viridiplantae, Streptophyta, Magnoliopsida, Ericales, Ericaceae. The coding region runs from base 349 to 1572 and encodes 407 amino acids. The transcript has 10 exons. The record is from RefSeq and is a predicted model, not a curated record.